Messenger RNA from Ornithodoros turicata, 870 nucleotides. RefSeq names its product ATP-dependent Clp protease proteolytic subunit, mitochondrial-like (gene ClpP). Gene Ontology annotation, biological process: protein quality control for misfolded or incompletely synthesized proteins. NCBI's taxonomy places the organism in Eukaryota, Metazoa, Arthropoda, Arachnida, Ixodida, Argasidae. Gene Ontology annotation, cellular component: endopeptidase Clp complex. Bases 90 to 803 code for a protein of 237 amino acids. The record is from RefSeq and is a predicted model, not a curated record. The transcript is spliced from 6 exons. Gene Ontology annotation, molecular function: serine-type endopeptidase activity; ATPase binding; ATP-dependent peptidase activity.
AAAAAUAUAUAAAAAGUAUAUAAAGAGUGCCGGCUGCUGCAGCUGUGUAUUGCAAAAGAGUUUUGCUACGAUUAAACGUAUAAAAGGAAAUGCAUUUCGCAAACAAGGUACGCCGAACGACUUCGAAACUUAUCGGCUUGGCAGGUCACUGGUGCAAGAACAACGUUCAUACAAAUCCUAAACUUUUUAACCCUCUAAUACCAAUAGUGAUUGAGCAGACAGGUCGAGGUGAAAGGGCCUACGAUAUCUAUAGUCGUCUGCUCAAAGAACGCAUUGUCUGCGUCAUGGGACCGAUUACUGACGAACUGUCAAGUUUGGUUGUGGCGCAGUUGCUAUUUCUACAGUCAGAGAGCAACAAGAAACCAGUUCACAUGUACAUAAACAGUCCAGGGGGCUCUGUGACUGCGGGCCUGGGAAUCUAUGACACCAUGCAGUAUAUUAUGCCACCUAUUUCAACGUGGUGUAUCGGUCAAGCGUGUAGUGCGGGAAGUCUCCUGCUGUGUGCCGGAACGGAUGGGAUGCGGCAUUCCUUGCCCAACUCUCGCAUCAUGGUGCACCAGCCAUCAGGACAUGCAGCCGGACAAGCCACAGACAUUCAGAUUCAUGCCGAGGAGAUACUGUACCUGAAGAAAGUUAUAAAUGGAAUUUAUGCUAAGCACACCAAACAGCCUUUAGAAACUAUUGAAUCUGUCAUGGAACGUGAUCGUUUCAUGAGUCCUGUUCAGGCAAAGGAGUUUGGACUGAUUGAUGUCGUCCUGGAGCACCCUCCAACUGUUAGCACGUCCGAGACUAGUAGUAGUUAACAAAAUACCUUGUAUACAUCAUUUUUCUAGUAAAUGCUGCAUAAAGUCGGCAAAUGUUUCUAUGUUA